Messenger RNA from Jatropha curcas, 2252 nucleotides. RefSeq names its product rust resistance kinase Lr10. Gene Ontology annotation, molecular function: polysaccharide binding; ATP binding; protein kinase activity. Gene Ontology annotation, biological process: protein phosphorylation. NCBI's taxonomy places the organism in Eukaryota, Viridiplantae, Streptophyta, Magnoliopsida, Malpighiales, Euphorbiaceae. The record is from RefSeq and is a predicted model, not a curated record.
AUUAGGGCGCGUGAAAGGUUGACUUGGUUGGGUGAUAGUAUUAGAGAGUUUGGGCUGAAAUUUUCAAAUUUCUAUAGUUUAUCUUUGACCGAAAGUCGUAAUUAUUUUCCUAACAACGCGUAUUAAUUGUCGGUCUGAUUAUCUGGUUUAACCUUCAAUCUUUCUCUUCUAAUGGAUAGUGCAAAGCUUCGUUUUGCUGGUCUUUUUGCUCUUGUCAUUUACAUCCAAUUCGAACAUUGCAUUUCCCAGGUUAACCAUAUCUGUGCUCCUUCUUCUUGUGGUCAUCUGCACAACAUAAGCUUCCCUUUCCGAUUAAAAGGCGACCCAGAAAACUGCGGUUAUCGAUCAUAUGAAUUCUCUUGUGAGAACAACCUAACUUCUCUGUACUUGUAUUCUGGAAAAUACCUUGUACAAGCUAUUAACUACAACAACGCCACUCUCAGAGUCGUCGAUUUUACGGUUAAGUACGAUAAUUGCUCUUCUCUCCCUAGAUAUUCUUUGACUGGAGCCAACUUCAGCUUUUGGGAUCCGUAUGACUGGAGAUGGAAUUCGCUGAGGUGGGAUCGGAAUGGCAGAGAACCAAAGAUUAUUGUUUUCUUCAAGUGUUCAAAGCCGGUGAAUUCUCCUCUUUAUGUUGACACUGCUCCUUGCAUUAAUGGAAAUUACUCUUAUGUUAUGGAUAACUUUAGCAGCAUAACGGAUGUGGAAAACUCCUGCAGAGUAGACUUGAUGGUUUUGUCGUUGUUGCCUCCAAGGGUUGGCGAAAACGUUUCAUAUACGGACAUCUACAGUGAUCUUGCAUAUGGGUUUGAACUUUCUUGGCACUUAGUUAUCUGUGAAAUGUGCAGAGGAAAAGAAUAUUGCUUUCUUGAAAAUGGCCUGGCUAGGCCUACAGGCUGCUCAACAGUCGCAAAGUAUUUCAGGGACUUAACAGUCUGGAUCAUAUCAAACGUGAACUUGAUACUGGCGAUCAUUGGAAUCCUCAUUCUAGCAAGAUCUAUUUCCUGCACCCCGUGUGUGAUGGCAUUCUUGAUCUACACAUGGUCAAGGAGGCAUUCAUCGAUGUACAAAAAUAUUGAAGAAUUCCUGCAAAAUAAGAACAACCUUGGCCCAGUAAGGUACUCUUACUCAGAUGUUAGGAAAAUGACCAACGGUUUUAAGGAUAAGUUGGGUCAAGGUGGCUAUGGCUCUGUGUAUAAAGGAAAGCUUCGCAGUGGCCGUUUUGCAGCAAUAAAAAUGCUAGGUAAGGCCAAAGGAAAUGGCCAAGAAUUUAUCAAUGAAGUUGCAUCCAUUGGUCAGGUUCACCAUGUUAAUGUAGUGCAGUUAAUCGGUUUUUGUGCUGAUGGAUCAAAACGUGCUCUUGUUUAUGAUUACAUGCCAAAUGGGUCUCUUGAUAAAUACGUUCUGUCUCGAGAAGGGAAUACUCAUUUGAGUUGGAAACAAAUGCAUGAGAUAUCCCUCGGAGUGGCUCGUGGAAUUGAUUAUCUACACCGCGGUUGUGAGAUGCAAAUUCUGCAUUUCGACAUUAAACCUCAUAACAUUCUUCUUGAUGAGAAUUUUGUUCCCAAGGUUUCUGAUUUUGGACUUGCUAAACUUCAUAAAACAAGUGACAGCACAGUGGCCCUGACUGCAGCAAGAGGAACAAUAGGAUAUAUAGCACCAGAAUUGUUUUACAGAAACAUAGGUGGCGUUACAUACAAGGCUGAUGUUUAUAGUUUUGGAAUGUUGUUAAUGGAAAUGGUUGGAAAGAAGAAGAAUUUGAAUGCAGUGGCAGAAAAUUCCAGCCAAGCCUACUUCCCCAACUGGGUCUACAAUGAAGUCAUUGAUGGAAAUGUUGCAAUUAGAAAUGCUUCAGAGGAAGAAGAAAAAAUAGCUAAGAAAAUUAUAAUGGUAGGUUUAUGGUGUAUACAAAUGAAGCCUAAUGAUCGUCCUUCAAUGAAUAAAGUUGUGGAGAUGCUUGAAGGAGAUUUGGAAAGUCUAGAGGUACCUCCCAAACCUACUCUAUAUACAGAAGAAACACCAGUGAAGACCAGAGAAGAUUAUACAGAUGAGACAUGGUCAUCUUCUUGGACACCUGAUUCUUCUGAAUCAAUCAGUUUACUUGUAAAUUCAAAUUUGAUUAUUUAUCCUUGAAAUUGUUUGCUCAAGAAGAGGGUUGUUUUGGAUUAGGUUUAACGAUCAUGUUUCUGAAAGAACUUCCAUGUAGUCUUCUUCCAUAUGCCAAAAAGUUUUAAAAUUUUUUUUUCUUCCAA